Messenger RNA from Metopolophium dirhodum (rose-grain aphid), 6720 nucleotides. RefSeq lists its product as uncharacterized. NCBI's taxonomy places the organism in Eukaryota, Metazoa, Arthropoda, Insecta, Hemiptera, Aphididae. The record is from RefSeq and is a predicted model, not a curated record. Bases 2324 to 6331 code for a protein of 1335 amino acids. The transcript is spliced from 5 exons.
UAUCAAUCAACAAAUAAAUAAAUACCUACCAAAUAAAUAAUUUUAAAAAAAAAACAGUUAUCAGAAUUGAAAUAUACAAAAGAUUUUAUAUCAAAUAUCUGAGAGGGUUAUCUAGCGGAGUUGGCGAGCAGAGAGUGAAGCCCAACUAGUUUAAAAUGGAAAAUAACUUCCGGAAGGAAAAACUAUAAAAGCCAUUUUCUUUUUAAAUACGUUUACAGCAUUUUUAUUUUAUUUUGUGAAAGUGUUUGUCAUAGGCAUUACCCACAUAACAGCACUUACAAUAGAUUGAACAAUACCUACAUAAUAAAUCGAAAUACAAAAACAUCUAUUACAAAAUGAUGUCAUAAAAUAACACAUUACAGUAACGUUCAAAUUUAUUUUUAACUAAGCAGUCCGACCACUAAAAAAACAUUCCAUCAUAGUUUUUAACUACAAAAAUAAGUACUAAAUAAUUUUUCAAACAUUUUUUUCCAUCGUGAGUUCAAAAUUAUCUCUUUGCUCAAGGAUAUAUUUUCAUGUGUCUUGAUAAUAAUAAUAUAUGAAGCAAUCUUUUUUAAACUGUGUAAGAAAUAUGGAAUAUUUAAUGAGUAGAUAUUUUAAAUAUAUUAAAACUAGACAUUAUUUAAGAUUCUGUGCGGAGCGAUGAAUAUAUUGGUUUGACAAUGAUGUGUGUUUUUUUAAAAUUUAAAAUUUCAAUUUAUACCUGUCAUUUAUACCUUUUAGUAUAGUAAAAAUGCUUAGAUUUUCAUCAACGGUAUCUUUUCUGAUAGAAAAUUGAAUCUAGUUAGUACUUUGAGGGCGUCAAGAGUUAAAAUUCCCAGUAAUUUUCAUUGGGCGUGGAAAACAAAAAAAAAUUAAGGAAAAACGGUAAACGAGUUAUAAGUAUUUUAAGAUGUACAAACAAUUUACAAUUUUAAAAUACUCAUAACUCGCUUUAAAAUAAAAAUCUAUGAGGUGCCUUGGAGGUAAUGUUACCUUUACAUUUUAUAAGACGUUAAUUCACUCAAAUGUUUAAACGAACGAAGCUAAACGCGAUCUGCUGAGCAUAAAAUUCGCCAUGUUACGCACUUGUAUGACGGAGACAAUAAAUGUCUAAAACAAGUACUAAAUACUAAAUUUAACAGCACCGAGACACAACAUUAUAAUAUGAGUCUUAGAAAUAAUGAUUUUAAUGUUGCGAGUAGUAUAUUUAUGUAGGUUCUGGAGCACCUCCCCCUUAAAUUUUACAUGUAAAAGCAUAGGCACCUCUGUAUAGGCAAUUCGAAGUACACGCACCUCCCAAACUUGUAUUAAUUACUCGAUAUAGGCAACCCGCAACACACAUACACUCGUCACAUACCACCCGAUCCGACACGUGACCGACAUAUAUUUUACCCCUUCCCCUUCAAAUACAUUACCUCCCCUUAAAAAAAGUAUGUAUAAUAUUCUGAUGUACAUUUGUAUCGACUAUAUCGAACACUUGUCUGACAUAUUAUAUUUUACCCCUUCCCCUUCAAAUACAUUACCUCCCCUUAAAAAAAAAGUAUGUAUAAUAUUCUGAUGUACAUUUGUAUCGACUAUAUCGAACACUUAUCCGACAUAUAUUUUACCCCUUCCCCUUCAAAUACAAGACAGCCCCUUUAAAAAAAAAAUAUAUAUAUAAAAUAUUCUGAUGUACCUACAUUUGUAUCAUACAUACACAUACAUACACACAACACACAUACAUACCUAUACAUACACACACAUACAUACAUACAACACACAUACAUACAUACAUACAUACAUACAUACAUACAUACAUACAUACAUACAUACAUACAUACAUACAUACAUAUACAUACAUACAUACGAACAAACAUACUCAUAUAAUAUGAGAUCAUCAUACAUAAUAUCCAAAAAUAUUAUACCUACAAUUUUCAGAUUAUAAUCACAUUCGGAAAAAAUGACUCGCUAAAGCAUACGUUAUACAUCGGAAUAUAUCACACACACACACACACACACACACACACGGAAACUCACACAUAGUCACAAUUAUAAAUAUUGAAACAUUCCAAUCCAACAGAGUACCAUCCUAAAUUAUAUUUUACACCCCGCCACCCGUCCUCACGCCCUAACAAUAUCAUCCGACUACAGACCUGUACAAGCCUGUAGUGACACGUCCGAGUAUUGUCGAUGAAUUUCAGGCAGAAAGUAGUGCACACAGAGCAAAAUUAAAUCAGUCUGUUAACUACAGUUCAAGACGUUCAAGUGUCAAGUCGUGUUAUUUCAGAGUUCUUAUGUGUUUUUAAAGUGUAUACAAAUAUUUUACAAGUUUUAUAAAAAUCAAAUUAUUUAUUUUACUUUAAUGAACACCAUAGUUCAUUUUUUCACCACUAGUUCCGAUAUUAGCGCAUACGUUAAUAUUCGCUUAGAUAAAACUAUUUCACACUGUUAUUUAAAGUACAAUAUAUUUUUCUAUAAUUCAUUACCCAUCUAUUCGUUGAAGGUAAAGUCUUGUUUCGCGAGUUCGACUAGUGUUCUUCAGUUUUCAUCAGACGUAAUCAUGUUCCCCUGUAGUAUAUGUGGUAAAACCUUUACUCGAAUCAGUAGUUUACACAGACAUGCCAAGUCACAUGAUGUUUCCAAAAAGAUUUCAUGCAAUAUAUGCUCAGAAAUAUUCACGCGAAAAGAUAACCUCAUCAGACAUACCAAGGAUAAACACCCUUCAAAUAUUGUAGUUCAACAACAACCAACCAUAACCAAGCAAGAAAUUCAAGAUUUUUUUACACCAGCUGAACACAUUUACGAUUAUAAUGUUCAAUCUCGCAAUGGUCAUAAGCGCCCAUAUCAUACGGAAAAUUCGAAUGAAGCAGCAAAUGCUAAAAAGACACGCAUGAGCAUCGUCAAGACACGAGGAUUCAUCAAGACAGGCACAUCGUUAUCGAAUAAAAUCAAUUGGUAUUACGUGAAAAAUACAGAUAACUUGACCAACUACAGAACAUUUUUAGAAUCAACAAAAAAAGACUUAAUAGAACUACUCAAGUCACUAUCAGCAAAACAACCAAUUAAAUAUAAUCUUAAAUUAGAAGCAACAUAUGAACGCCCGAACGUAGAAAAUUCAGCAGAGAAUAGAGCAUUUAAGACCUCAGCUAAGGAAAUGUUUAUAGAUACAGAUAUUGAAGCUAAAAUUAAUCAAGAUUUUGUCAACCUUUUGCUUGAAGAAGAAAUGUAUACUUCUAAAGGAAGUGGAUUUACACUACAAUCAAUAGAUGGUUUACUGUUAGGAGUAUAUAGUUAUUUCCCUAUGGGUGGUUCGUCUUAUAUUACACUUCCAGAGGACAUAAAAAAUAAAAAAGCAAUUAUCAAUCCCCAAAACUCAGACCAACAGUGCUUCAAGUGGGCAAUCAUAGCGAGACACGUUUCGGGUAAUGCCAAAAAUCAAGUGGCUGAAAAUUAUACAUCGCUCGAGGACAAAUAUAAUUUUUCUGGUUUAACAUUCCCAACACCUGUGAGGGAAAUAAAAACAUUUGAAAAAAAUAAUCCGAAAAUAUCAGUCAACGUUUAUGGAUUAAAAAAAGAAAAGAAUAAGAAACAUAUUGUUUAUCCACUUAAGGUUGCGGAUGAAGAAAAAAAAUAUCAUUUUGAUCUCUUACUAAUUACUGAUGGUAAUAAAAGCCACUACACCUACAUUUCUAACCUUUCGAGGCUUGUGAGAUCACAAAAAACAUUACACGCCGAAAAUGUUGUAUUUUGCAAACGAUGUUUUACCAGUUUUGACAAUAUACAUACAAAAUAUAAGUUAAAAGGUCAGGCGGGACUUGAACAACACAAGUUGAUAUGUGGAGCACAUAAGCCAAUUCUGCCUAAGAUGCCUGAGCCCGGUACAUUGUUAGAGUUCGAUGGGUGGAGUAACACUGAAAGACAUCCGUUCGCGAUAUAUGCCGAUUUCGAGGCACUCCUUGUUAAAUGCGAAGAAAAAAAAGGCAAAAAAACAGCAGCUUUUCAAAAGCACGAGCCAAUGAGCUAUGGAGUUUUCGUAAAGGCUUCAGAAAACGUCCCCAUUGAGUUGCUUGAGAAAUAUGACAUACCAACAUCACCUAUUAUUUAUCGUGGAAGCGAGUCACAUCAGGAUGUAGCCAAGCGUUUCGUUAAUGAAGUAACAGAGAUCGCGAGAAGAGUUCAAGAUUUACUUAAAACAAAUAAACCCAUCAUAAUGACAGAAAAAGAGCAAAUAGCACAUGUCUCGAAAAGUACAUGCAAUCUAUGUGAAUGUAAUUUUUCUAUCAAAAACCAAAAGGUGGCAGAUCACUGCCAUCUAUCAGGGACAUUUAGGCAAACUUUAUGCAAUACUUGCAACCUGAAACUCCAAAAACCUAACUUUAUACCGUGCUUUCUACACAAUUUGUCUAAUUACGAUGCACAUUUCAUCGUAACCGAACUCGGAAAUGACACUAAAUCAAUCUCAGUAAUUCCAAACAGUGAAGAAAAAUACAUUUCAUUUUCAAAACACGUUACCAACAACUUUUCAAUUCGAUUCAUAGACUCUUGUCGAUUCAUGGCAUCAAAGUUAUCAACACUCGCAGAAAAUUUAUUAACACCAGGGUUCAAGAAGUUCAGAGAAACCGCAAAAGCAUUCGCACCCGGAGAUAUGAAUCUCGUCACACGUAAGGGUGUAUACCCUUACGAGUUUACCGAUAGUUGGGACAAGUUAGAAGAAACGAUUUUGCCUCGGAAAGAAGAUUUUUAUAGCACAUUAACGGAAGAACAUAUAGACGAUGAGGAAUACGAACACGCAGUCACAGUAUGGAACCAUUUCAAAUGCAAAACCCUAGGAGAAUAUAGCGAUUUGUAUCUAAAAAUUGACGUGCUGCUGUUGGCUGACGUGUUUGAAAAUUUCAGAGACAUGUGCAUUUCUACAUACAAUUUAGACCCUGUUUACUACUUUACAGCUCCAGGUUUUAGUUUUGACUGUAUGUUGAAAUAUACCAAAGUCAAACUAGAAUUACUCUCUGAUUUUGACACCCACUUAUUUUUCGAAAAUUCAAUCCGCGGCGGCCUCACACAAGCAAGUAUGAGGUACGCUAAAGCUAAUAAUGAAAAAACCCAAGAUUAUGACCCAACAAAGUCAAAAUCGUGGAUAGUUUACCAAGAUUGUAACAAUUUGUACGGGUGGGCAAUGUCACAGCACAUGCCAUACGGUGACUUUAAAUGGGUGGAGCCUAAGUUAGAUGGAUUAGAUGCUUUGACGCCGACGUCAGAUAUAGGCAGAGUGUAUGAGGUAGACAUAUCAUACCCUAAUGAACUCCAUGACUUACACAACGAUCUUCCAUUUUUACCUGAGAACAAAAUUCCUCCUGGUUCAAAAGUGAAAAAACUUAUGGCGACACUUCAUUCAAAAAAAAAUUACGUAAUCCAUUAUCGAAACCUGCAGCAAGCCAUAGCAAAUGGUUUAAUUGUAGAAAAAGUACACAGAGUUUUAGAGUUCAAACAAUCGGAUUGGCUUGCAAAAUACAUUAAAUUAAAUACCGAAAUGAGGAAGAACGCAAAGAAUGAAUUUGAAAAGGAUUUCUUCAAACUCUUAAACAAUGCAGUUUUUGGGAAAACUAUGGAAUCUUUACGGAAACGUUUUAAGAUGGAACUAGUUUCAUGUCCACAAAGAUUACAAAAACUAAUCAACAAGCAAACAUUUAAACAUUGUACGACAUACAGUGAAAAUCUUGCUGCUGUCUCAUUGGAAAACAAAAUUAUCAUGUUUAACAAGCCAAUAUAUAUAGGUUUCGCAGUAUUAGAUAUCAGUAAAACCAUGAUGUACGAUUACCAUUUUAAUGUAAUGAAGGCGCAUUAUGGUGAUAAUAUCAACCUCAUGUAUACAGAUACAGAUUCACUGAUAUAUCACAUUAAGACUGACGAUUUUUACAAAGAUUUGAAGUGCAAUUCAAACUUACUUGACCGGAUGGAUACUUCAGAUUUACCGAUAGACCAUCCAUGCUACAUUUCCGAACGAAAGAAAAUUCCAGGAUUGUUCUCCGAUGAGGGAAAGGGACAGCUAAUUACCCAGUUUAUCGCGCUUCGAGCAAAGUCAUACGCUUACAUUUUGAACGACAAGGAGAAAAUUAAGGCAAAAGGCGUACGAGGGCACGUAGUUAAAAAUCACAUGACUUUCAAUGAUCAUUUCGAUUGCCUUUUCGCCGAUGACGAAAAAGAGAACUCUAAACUGUAUACUAGGGAAAAUGUAUCCAUCAGAUCAUUCAACCAUAAGAUACGAACAAUCAAAUCCAAAAAAUUAUGCUUCAACCGACAAGAUGAUAAGCGGAUAGCAAAGACCGAUAGAAUACAUACCUACGCUCAUGGACAUUUUAAACUCGAUUGUUAAUUGUAUUUAAAAAAAAAAAAAAAAAACUAUAAACAUACAUAUAUAUUUGUAAAUUAUAUUUAAUUUUAUAAAUGUUUAGGUUAAUUUAAUUUUUAUUUUGUGAAAUAUCUCUGUAGAUAUUAAUUAGUUUAUUAUUUUUGUAAAAUAGCUGUGUAGAUAUUAUUGUGUUUUGUUUUUUAUUUUGUAAAAUAUCUCUAUAUAUAUAUUAAAUUGUUUUUUUUUUGUAAUAAAGUCACUUAUCAUAAUUCAAAUCUUUUUAUUAUUUUUGAUAUAUUAUUUCCUUUUCUCGCAUGUAUAAUUCUUUACAUCUGAACAUACAUUGUAAAGGUACAUGUAUGCUAGAACAAUAUAAGUAUACUAUCAUGGCUUCAUAUUAUUUAAUGCUAAAU